Messenger RNA from Cydia fagiglandana, 2745 nucleotides. Its product is annotated as golgin subfamily A member 6-like protein 25. The coding region runs from base 17 to 913 and encodes 298 amino acids. The transcript has 2 exons. The record is from RefSeq and is a predicted model, not a curated record. Lineage: Eukaryota; Metazoa; Arthropoda; Insecta; Lepidoptera; Tortricidae.
AGGCUCACUCCUCAAGAUGAGAGCUCUCACAUACACGCUACUGUUAGUGGCCCUCGCGGCUGCGUUAGCAGUCCCCGUCCCCCAGGAUGUAGCAGAGACGACCAGAGAGAAGCGCUCUCCGGGCGGCUGGCAUCAACCCGAGGGCGUAUGGAAGAAGAAGCUCGUCUGGAAGGAGGAAUGGAAGCAAAUCUGGAAGACCGAGAAAAAGCUAGCCUGGAAAACUGAAUGGAAAAAAGAAAAAGAACCAGCGUGGAAAACUGAAAAAGUACAACAGUGGAAAGAAGAACAGGUGCCCGCUUGGAAAGUAGUACAAAAACCAAUAUGGAAAGAAGUACAGGUACCCAUCUGGAAGGAGGUUCAAGUACCAGACUGGAAGAAGGUUUGGAAACCAGUAUGGAAAGAAAUCAAAGUGCCAGUGACCAAGACUAUUCAAGUUCCCGAAUGGAAACAAACUUACGUCCCAGAAUGGGUGAAGGAAGGCGUUCCCGGAGAAAAGUUCUUAGGCAAAGAUGACCAUGGAUGGGAAUAUACCAGCCACGAUUUAUGGCGAAAGAAGAUGAUCUGGAAACCCGUGUGGAAGAAAGUCUGGAAAACUGAGCACAAGCAAGAAUGGGUAGUGGAAAAGAAACUAGAAUGGAAAGAAGAAUGGAAGCAGAUCUGGAGAACUGAGAAGAAGCAAGCGUGGGUGACGGAGAAAAAGCAGGAAUGGAUAGAAGAGAAAGUACAAAUAUGGAAGACGGUGAAGAAAGAAAUCUGGGUUCCAGUCCAGAAGAAGAUCUGGGUAGAGAAGUGGAAGCAGAUUCAGGUACCGGUAUGGAAGACUGUUGAGGUUCCAGCGUGGAAAAAGGUAUGGAAACCAGUCUGGCAGAAAGAGUGGGUGCCGAUCCACCACGAGCAUCACGGAUGGGACUAAUUAGGUAACCACUUUCUUUGCAUUUCAUUACCAUAUUAUAAUAAUGAUUGUAGAUAAAGAUACUGUAGAUACUUUCGAUAGUAUUACAUAUCUCGCUACGAUCAUUGCCAGUCUAAAUAUGGUAGUGCAAUGAGGGUUUAGACAAAAGGAUAGACCAUAGGAGUAACUUUAUGUAAUCUAUUUUUGUCUUAUGGUCUAACGGCCGAAACAUAUUUGUAUAUAUGGAAUACCAUUUUGUAGUUUCGUCGGUCCUUUUGCCUUCCAUUGUAGUCACUUUGUUAACUAUUGUUACCAGUUACCAAUUGUAAAUAUGCUAUUAUAGUACUCAAAGGGAUGUUGUAGCAGUAGUUUGCCAAAACUGUAGUGUUAUGAUUACGAUUUAAAGCCAAAUUUUCCUAAUCUGCCAGAAAACCCUGAAUUUUUUUGACACCGUAUGGAAUAUAUCUUUAUAGGACACCCUUAAGUGCAGUUGUUUGUCGAGUAGAAUUUCGUAUAUUGACCUCUAAAUAAGUGUCUCUGUCACUCGCGUGCAAUUCAUAAAUAUGCAUGAGUGCAACAGCAAUAAUAAUUGUGGACAAGCAACAAUGUUUAUGAAGGCCAAUAUGCAAAAUUUAACUACUCAAUGGCGUUAUUUAAAGGAUUUAUCUCUAAACUAUUGUGCAAAUCCCUAAUCGCUUUGUCGGAAACAAAACACUACAGUUAAGGGACAAGUAAAUCGUCGGAUUGACAUUAGAAUGGCACCUUUCUGGUGGUAUCGUUAUAAAAGGCCAGUCUUCUUAAUCAUCUUGUGGGUCACACUGAUUUUUGUCUGUUAUAUUUUGUAGAUUACUGUUACCUUAAAUUGACCAGUUUGUUGAUUUUACAUUAGUUAAAUUAACGAAUUCAUUCUUGAAAAAAAUUUUUUUUGCAUGGCGACGCGGUGCGAAUGCUGUUUGCGAUUGUAUAUUUACUACGGACGUAUGUUAGAUCUCUUUCUAACUAAUACCUGCGUCCUUUAGCAAGCGACAGUGUUUUGCAUUGCGUGCCAUGCAUUAAGCGAGAAAAAUUUGGUAUUUGUAGAAAUAUGUUUUUUUUUUCCAAAACAUGUUUUUUACAGAUACGAAAUUUUAAAAAGUGGUUAAAGUUAACCUUAUUUUUAAUCUAAAGAUAAAAUUGCAACAGUAUAAUAACUAAAUUAUGCAUUCAUAGUUUAGGAUAAUGUUUAAUGCUAAACAUAUAUUAUGUUUACGCAAAGUUUGAAUCCGAAAUUGAUAUCAUUUCAUUUAACCUCUAGCCGCCCGGAGACCUAUAAAAAGGUCUCCUGUUCCAUUCUAAUUUGAACUUUGUGUUGACAAGAUCAAGAUUUCAUUUUGCUUGGCAAGGUUUGACAUAUGGGCGGCUAGACAUUAAUUUAUUUAAAUUGAAACCAUUUCACACGCUGUAUAUUGCUUUAUAAUGUCUAAUUUGAAUAUGUCUCAGGUGAGCAUUUAUCAACAAAAAAUAAUAUUUACACCAUUUUUCAUCUAUUUUAACCUGUGUCAUAUUUAUGACUUUUUAUAACUUAGUAUGACUUAUUAAUAUCUUUAUUAAGUUAUUGUAUGAAAACAUUUUUUAGAUUCUGUUGCAAUUUCAUCUCAUCACAUAAAUUAAAUAUUUCCAAGGCCUUUUAUGUGACUUAACUUUAUAUAAAGAUGCCCUUCGAUUCUGAACCUUGGUUUUGAGGAGUUAAGGUACAUAUUUGUUUUAUAGAGGCUCGGUUUACAUUCCCGGUGUUAGAGUACAUUGUUUUUUAUGUUUUAUAAACAUACUUUUGUUUUUUUUUAAGUGUUAGCAAUAUACGAAUUUAAUAUAAA